ACUAAAUCAAAAGAUAGCUAUUAAAAAUAGAAUCUAAUAGUGAUUGGAUAAAACUUUGUAUUAAAAACUUGUAUUUACAGAGGUAAAAAACAUAACUGGUAUUUGGGUAAAUCUUAUAUAAUUAUUACUUUAUAUUUAUAGCAAUCAAUUAAGCUUAACCAGGUAAUUACUUCAUCGUUAGAUUGGUAAUGUAAAUAAUAUUUUAAAUUUUAUUGUUAGUUCAUUUACCUGAUAGGCUAACACAAACAUUGACAGUUUAUUGGAAGAAGAAAAACAACUUAAAAAAAUGAACAAUUGUAAGUUUUUUAACUUAUUCAUUUUUCAGUUCCUUAUAUUCCAACACUUUAAGCUUCAGGUGAUGUUCGUCUUCAAAAUACUAAUUACUAUUACUAAGUAUUUGACAAAUAUGGACCAAGUCUUAAACUAUGUUUUUAAUUUGUUAAUUAUGAAUUUACUUUACCAACCAUUUGUAUGAUUGCUAUACAAAUUGUAAAUCAAUAUCAAAUUAAUUAGUUAAACAUUCUCGAAAAACUUCAUAACUAAUCUAUUGUACAUCGAAAUCUUAGACCAAAAAAAAUAUUAACAUAAAUUGGUAAAAAUGAUUUGAUACUGAUUGAUUUCUAACACUUUGCUAAAUAUAAACAUAAAAAUGGUAAAUAUAUAGGAUAUCCAUCUAAAUUUUCUAAUCUUAAUAAAUUAACUAAAUAUUCUAGUCUUAAUUAACAUUUAGGAUUAAGUAAAUAUAAUUAUUUCAAUUUAUAGCUGCUUCACCAAAAGAUGAUUUAGAAUCACUUGGAUUCCUACUUAUGUAUUUUUUAAAAAAAGGAGAUUUAUUUAAAGUCAAAGAAAAUGGAUCUAAAAUUAAAAAAAUGGAAGAAUAAAAAUUGAGGAUGAUUCCAGAAAAAUAUUGUAAAGAUAUGCCUAUUGAAAUUCUUCAAUAUUUUUAAUUUAUUAGAAUGACUAAUGUUUAGUAAUACCCUUUGGGUGAUUAUGAAUUCCUUAAAAAACUAUUUAGAAAUUUACUUCAGUAACUUAAUGUCAAUGAAAAAGAUUUUUAAUAUGAUUGGGUAAUUUUAUUAAAUGAUUUAUUCCUUUAGAUACGAAAAAUGAACUUGUAACAAUCAACUUAAUAAUAAUUUUAAUAAACUUAAAAAGAAUCAAGUAAUCUAAAUCCAACAUAAACCAAAAUCAUUAUUCAUUAACCAUAAAAUUUAGAAGGCAUUUAAGAAGUACAAACUGAAUUAGAGAGAUCCUCAAUAAAAAGAGAAUUUUAUAGAUAAAUUUCAUCCUUAUGUAUUUCUGAUGAGGAAGACAAACAAUUUGAAAGUGUAAGCACUAAAAUGCUUCAUCUACCUAAUAUGUUUGAUUUAAUCAAACUUAAAAACUGAU
Messenger RNA from Paramecium sonneborni, 1389 nucleotides. The record is from the annotation of a GenBank genome assembly. Lineage: Eukaryota; Ciliophora; Oligohymenophorea; Peniculida; Parameciidae.